Messenger RNA from Girardinichthys multiradiatus, 2139 nucleotides. RefSeq names its product mothers against decapentaplegic homolog 2. The transcript is spliced from 12 exons. Gene Ontology annotation, cellular component: heteromeric SMAD protein complex. Bases 330 to 1733 code for a protein of 467 amino acids. The record is from RefSeq and is a predicted model, not a curated record. Gene Ontology annotation, biological process: cell differentiation; regulation of transcription by RNA polymerase II; anatomical structure morphogenesis. Gene Ontology annotation, molecular function: RNA polymerase II cis-regulatory region sequence-specific DNA binding; DNA-binding transcription factor activity, RNA polymerase II-specific; I-SMAD binding. NCBI's taxonomy places the organism in Eukaryota, Metazoa, Chordata, Actinopteri, Cyprinodontiformes, Goodeidae.
GUUCCGGAGUAGCUAACCCAGCUAACGAGCAACUGUAGCGUUGGUAGCAACUAGAGAGAAGCCCUGUUUGAUUUGAAUGCUGAACUGUACUCAGAACAUACUUUUAUGGGUGUUUAAAGGUCUUCGCACAGUAACCGCCGUCUAAGCGGGGUCUUGGACUUUAAAGGUGUUUGAAUCUUUUGGGUGACCACAGCUAGCACUGGCUUCCACCCUGUGACUCACUAGUCACCAGAGGGGGUCCUCAGAGCAAGGGCCCAAAGCUGUAGCUCCAGGUCCCACUUUGGAGAGAGAGCUUAUACCCAAAUCUACUGGAGACUUUGAGCAUCAAGAUGUCGUCCAUCUUGCCAUUCACCCCUCCUGUGGUGAAGAGGCUCUUGGGCUGGAAGAAGUCGACAAGUGGACCAGGGUUAGCGGGAGGGGGCGAACAGAAUGGGCAAGAGGAGAAAUGGUGCGAGAAAGCUGUGAAAAGCCUGGUGAAGAAACUAAAGAAGACAGGUCAGCUGGAUGAACUGGAGAAAGCUAUCAUCACACAAAACUGCAACACAAAGUGUGUCACCAUCCCGAGCAAUUGCUCUGAAAUAUGGGGACUGAGUACACCAAAUACGAUAGAACAGUGGGAUACGUCAGGCCUAUACAACUACCCUGACCAAACCAGAUCCCUAGAUGGCCGUCAGCAGGUCUCACACAGGAAGGGCCUUCCUCAUGUUAUUUACUGCCGCUUGUGGCGGUGGCCGGACCUUCACAGCCACCAUGAGCUGCGUGCCAUCGAGGCCUGUGAGUAUGCCUUCCACCUGAAGAAGGACGAGGUGUGCAUCAACCCCUACCACUACCAGAGGGUGGAGACCCCAGUGCUGCCUCCUGUUCUUGUGCCAAGACACUCAGAAAUCCUGCCAGAGCUACCACCUCUGGACGACUACACUCAUUCCAUACCUGAAAACACAAACUUCCCUGCAGGAAUCGAACCUCCAAACAACUACAUACCAGAGACGCCUCCACCGGGCUACAUCAGUGAGGAUGGAGAGACCAGCGAUCAGCAGAUGAAUCAAAGUAUGGACACAGGUUCUCCACCAGAACUCUCUCCCAGUGCUCUGUCCCCCGUCAAUCACAGCAUGGACCUGCAGCCGGUGACGUACUCUGAGCCAGCCUUCUGGUGCUCUAUAGCAUACUAUGAGCUCAAUCAACGCGUGGGGGAGACGUUUCAUGCUUCUCAGCCUUCGUUGACAGUUGAUGGAUUCACAGACCCAUCAAACUCUGAGCGGUUUUGCCUCGGCCUGCUGUCUAAUGUUAACAGGAACGCCACUGUGGAGAUGACUCGGCGGCACAUAGGAAGAGGAGUUCGACUUUAUUACAUUGGAGGGGAGGUGUUUGCCGAGUGUUUGAGUGAUAGCGCUAUCUUUGUCCAGAGUCCAAACUGCAACCAGCGGUAUGGCUGGCAUCCAGCGACAGUGUGUAAAAUUCCUCCAGGUUGUAAUUUAAAAAUCUUCAACAACCAGGAAUUUGCAGCCCUACUGGCUCAGUCAGUCAACCAGGGCUUUGAGGCUGUCUACCAGCUCACCAGGAUGUGCACCAUUCGGAUGAGCUUUGUCAAAGGCUGGGGAGCAGAGUAUAGGCGACAAACUGUCACAAGCACUCCAUGCUGGAUCGAGCUGCAUCUGAACGGCCCGCUACAGUGGCUGGACAAAGUUCUCACCCAGAUGGGCUCCCCAUCUGCACGCUGCUCCAGUAUGUCCUAAACCUCAAAGGAAAUGCCCAAAUGCCGCUUAUAGGAGUGAAUUCAGUCUGCAUUGUGCUGCUGCUUCUGUUUGGAUGAAGAACAGUGAAUGAAGUUUGGAUAAGCCAGCCUACUGCCACAGAUCCAUCCGCUCAGUAACCACUCCGAAGAAUCAGCUACUUAACAUCCCCCGUCAGCCUAAAUAUGAAAGCAACAGCAAUAAAGUGAUAAAUCUGCUAACCUUUCCCCUGAAGACAUGAUAAGCUGAUCACAGGUUUUAAAAUGUAGACUACUGUCAAAGAUUUUGACUCAUAUAAGUUUAUUUGGAGUUUAGACAAGAGAUGGGAAUCAGUUGUUAAAAAUGUUGUUUUUGUCACAAUGCUCAAGAAUAAAGAGUUUUUCAGGGCCACUUAGUGCCUACCAUCCAA